GCAGAUGUCAGAUGUUAAUUUGUCUAAAAAUACGUUUUACCAGUUUAUAGAAAAUACUGAGUUAAAGAGAUAACAGAAGAUAAGAAUGUUAUAAAAACCGAAAACAAACGAGAGUAUGAAAUUAGAAUUUCGUGGUACUUUGAUAUUUAAUUCAGUUAAUUGAGAGAUGAGUCAUUCUCAGAAGCACAAUGCAAUGCAUUCCUAUACUUAACACGCGGAUUGUUUGCAGUUUAUACGUUAAGCAUUUGUUUGUGCUCUUUGUUUAAAACAUGUCUGUGAUAAUUUAAUAACCCAUAUCUAUCGAUUGUGAAACGUAAUUGUUACAUCCUAAUUAUUACUGAUGCAGAGUUUCCAGUAUUAAAUGUUGAACGCAGAAAAUGGACAGCAACACAACUCGUCCAAUUCCAAAACUAAGAGAAUUGAAAAAGCCUAUACCUACACCAAGGAGAAGCAUAAUCAAAGGUAACUUGGAACAAAUUGCAGAAACUACUCCUAGUACUAUAGAAACUAUAUAUGCACUGCCAGAGUUACCAGAAACAAAUGUAAAUUGUCGUUCACCUACACCAUCAAGAAGUGAAAUUGGUAAGCCAACUUCUACAGAAAGUUUAUCUAGUGUUGAAGAAUCCACAAAUACUAAUACCUUAACAAAAAGGGUAAGUUCAGCAUCAAAGCAGCUAGCUGAUGAUAUCAGCCAACUUGUGCAAGAAAGAAAGAGAGCUGUUAUAGAAGGAACUAGACAAAGUGUUAGAAGAAUUGCUAGAAGAUUUAGUUCAAGUUCACAAAGUGAAAGUGCUUCUGAGGAGAUACAGCAGCCUGAAAAAGGUGAAGAGGACAGUAUUAGUUUAUUUAGUGCUAUAACUUUUAGUUCACCUCUGUCUGCAACAGAAAAUAUUUAUAAUAAUGUAGAAAGUGACCAUAGUUCUGUUUCUUCUGAUGAAAACUCCAUUGCUCUACCUCCCCCAAGUCAUCCUCCACCUCCUCCCCCAGAUGAAUCAUUAUAUGAUGCUCCAUUGUCAAUUGCUUCUAGCAGUAAUUCUGGAAGUUCUAUCAAUUUUAAACCUAAAACAGACAAUUAUGAAAGUAUAUUUCCUCGUCAUUCUUAUAGUGGCGAGCCAACCAGUAAUAAUGCAGAUAAAUCCAGUUUUUUGUGCAGAUCAGAAUCUUGGAGACUCUAUGAUGGUGUGACUAAAGACAAUGGAUAUACUACCUGUGCUGAUCAAUUGGAAAAAUCGUUAAAAGAACUUGAAAAGAAAAUAGAUAAUCUUGAUAUAAAUUUGAAUGUUAGUAAACCUGAAAGACCUCCCAGUCUGAAACCCAGUGUAUAUGAAAACCAUCAAAUUUUAUCUCCAGUUCCUCCUCAAAGACCUCCACGUGCCUCAAAAAGUGUCAUAGAGAUAUUUGAUCCAAUUAUGAGACAAGACAGUUUAACAGAUAGUGUACAAGGUCAGAAUGAUAUCCGACAGUUGGAAGAAAUGCUUCAAGGAGAUCUCUAUGGAAACUUAUCAAAUGCACAUACGUUUGAUGAAUGGAGCAUAUCAAACGAAUCUGAAUCCGAAGAAGUCGUCAGUCCUCCAACACCUCCAAUGAGGGUUGAUUCCUUGCCUGGUGAUGAACAAGAAGCGGAAAAAGAAAAAACUGAUCAACUGAAGUCACGAUCGAAUUGGUUUACACAAGAGAACUCUACUCCAAAGCCAGCUCCCCCAGACAACAAAAAGAGCAGUUGGUUUAAACAAGUCAAAGGGGUAUUAGAAAAGGCUCCGGAUGUCGUUAGAGGUUUCAAAAAUAAAGACAAUUCUGUGGAAAGGGCCGCCAUAGCUGUGAAUAUGGUCAUUCAGAAGAAGGGAAUGUUGUACAAAGUUCAAAAUGGACCAGUGGAGGAUUUAUUCGGAGAAUACAGUGGAAGAUGGUGCAUUCUGGAAAGUUCAAAUUUUCUUUGUUAUUCCGACAAUACUUGCCAAAAUUUGAAGGAGAACUUUACUGGACAGAAUAUUUUAAGCAUUCAGUUACUACAAGACAAAAAAUACAAUUAUAAAUACGAUAAUGAUGAACUGUACUGUUUUGAACUAAAUACGACUGGAAAAACUAGAGGUGGGCACAUCUACGGUACAAGAAACAGUGCUGAAAGAAGGAUAUGGAUUCAAUUCAUUUGUGAAUCUUUGACACAUAGGUUCUCAUCAAAAAUAACUACAAAUAUCAAUAGAAUGGGAUGGGCCUAUGUUAGAGAAGGUGUGAGUGGUAAAUGGGCAGGUGCCUGGAUAGUCCUAGCUCAAAGAGAAUUUAGCUAUGCGAUAGAUGGCCAACCUGUAAAACACAUGGAUUUAAGAAAAGCUAGAUGUAUUGUGUUGCAAUCUUAUGCGGAUGGUGAGAAUCCCAGAACUAAUGAUAAGGGUCCUAAUAUGUUAAUAGACUGUCCGAAUAUGGCCUUGUAUUUAAGAAUGUGGACUUCAAGAGAGACUAAGGUUUGGUGUCACAUAGUAAAAUUAGAAGCACAUGAUAAUGGUGCCAAACUAGAGCAACACCAAUUGACUAAGAAUGACGUUCCUGUGAUAGUUGAAAAAUGUAUUAAUUUUAUUUAUGCUCAUGGUAGUAUGGCUGAAGGUAUUUACCGCAGGCCCGGUCAAGGAUCGGCGAUUUCAGAACUGUUAACAAAAUUUAGGAAAGAUGCAUUUGCAGUGCAAUUAACAAACGACUUAUGUACCGAACACGAAGUAGCGACAGCACUGAAGAGAUUCUUCCGAGAUUUGCCAGAACCCCUUUUAGGUAGCAACCAAAGGCAAUAUCUCUAUGAGGUUUCGAAGCACAAAAACAGAGAAGAAAAAAUAAGAAUGUAUAAAGCCGCUCUAGACCAGUUACCUCGUAUAUCUUAUAAUACUACCAGAAAACUGAUAGGGCAUUUACACUUUAUCAGUUCACAAAGUGCCAAAAACUUAAUGACAGCUGAAAAUCUUGCCAGUAUAUGGGGACCGACUUUAUUGCAUUAUGAGGAUCCCGAAGGUGAUAUAAAUGUAAACCAUAGUCAUCAACUUGAUACAGAAGUGGUAGCUCAAUUGAUAAAAUACUAUCGGUAUAUUUUCCCCGAAGAUCCAGGAGAUUUAGAGAAGGAGAAACAUAUGUUACGAGUCUUGGAAAAGUAUUCAAAAGCCCAACAGAGUAAAGUAUCAGAAAAAUCAGCAGGUGAUUUAAGGAUAUGGGUGUAUCUUCACAACAAAGAAGGACAAUCUUUUAAUGUUUCGAUCGGUCCUAAUAAAACGGCAUAUGAUUUGUGCAAAGAAUUGUGCCAGCAAAUGAGACUUCUCGUGCAUGAACUGGUAGUUGAAGAGGUUAUUUUAAAUGAAAAAUUGAUUAGACCAGUUCAUCAUCAAGAAAAGCUAUUGGACGUUGUGUUAAAAUGGGGCUACUGGGACGAGCAAGAUAGAAAAGACAAUUACUUGACAGUAGCUCCACUGUCAAAAUAUUGGGAGUAUAUUGUAGAUAAACGAUAUCCGGUCUCAGGUGAGAUGAGAUUUGCAGAUAGCAAAACAAGACUGUGUAAAAUGUUAACGUUCCAAUUUUCUCAAGGAAAAUUAACAUGUUUUAAAGAUAAAUCGGGAGAAGUCAUUUUACAUUCUUGGAACAUAGAGGAUAUAGUGUGGUAUCUAGGACACGAAUCAAAACGAAGCACACAAUCGAGAUGGACCAUUACCUUUAUCGACGUCAAGGUACAACCUGUAAGAACAAAGAACUCUACGUUCUUCGGAUCCGUAAUAGUUUGGAACGACGCCGCAACAAGAGCCAAUUGGCUUAGCGCUAUGUUGAACGCAAGGUAUCCAAAUAAUGUGACACCUCCUCCAAGUUUGGUGUCCAUUUAAUAAGAGAGGGGAAAAGCUUUAAGAAGACGGGAAGCACGUGAUGUUUGGAGAUUGGUACUGAAAUUAAACCAAAAAUAUCGAACAAAAUUAUUAAAUUUUCUCUUUAACUCUCAUCU
Messenger RNA from Diabrotica balteata, 3964 nucleotides. The record is from the annotation of a GenBank genome assembly. Lineage: Eukaryota; Metazoa; Arthropoda; Insecta; Coleoptera; Chrysomelidae.